AUGCAUUAUUUUGUUCUCUUUUGUUUGAUCAGAGCAACAAGAUUUGCUGAAACUUUAGAAAAUGGAUUAGCAAGGACACCACCGAUGGGAUGGAUGUCCUGGACGAAAUUUUAUUGCCAAACGGAUUGCGUGCUUCAUCCAUUCACAUGUAUCCGUGAAAAGCUUUACAUGGACAUGGCCGAUCGUAUGGUGGAAGAUGGUUAUCUGCAGGCAGGUUAUCAAUAUGUCCAUGUUGAUGAUUGCUGGAUGGAACGGAAGCGAGAUCAGCAGGAUCGUCUUGUUCCGGAUCGACAGCGCUUUCCAAAUGGAAUGGCUGCACUUGCUGAUUAUAUGCACCAGCGUGGCCUGAAAUUCGGUAUUUAUGAAGACUAUGGUACGACCACAUGUGCUGGCUUUCCGGGCAGUUAUAAGCAUACAAAAAUAGACGCGGAUACAUUUGCUGAGUGGCAGGUUGAUUAUCUCAAACUUGAUGGUUGUAACAUCGAUGUCGAUUUGAUGCCGGCGGGCUAUGCGGAAAUGGGUCAGAUGCUCAAUUUAACUGGUCGACCCAUCGUCUAUUCCUGCAGUUGGCCUGCUUACCUCAUCAAUCAACCGGAAAAGGUUAUUUCGGUUAAUUAUCAACUAAUUGGACAGCACUGUAAUUUGUGGCGUAAUUUUGACGACAUAAAGCGUUCCUGGGCUUCCGUGAGAACUAUCAUUGAUUACUACGAUCAUCACCAAGACAAACACAUUCCUGCACAAGGUCCUGGGAGAUGGCAUGAUCCUGAUAUGAUAAUUGUAGGAAAUACGGAAUUAACCGUGGAUCAAGCAAAAGUGCAAAUGUCUAUUUGGUCAGUUUGGUCUUCACCGCUAAUUAUGUCCAAUGACUUAAGACUAAUCGCUCCCGUUUUCCGAGAUAUUUUAUUAAAUAGACGAGUUAUUGCCGUUGACCAGGAUCCACUUGGCAUCAUGGGACGAUUGGUUGCUAAUACGACCGAUACUGGAAUUUACGUAAAACCCGUAAUUCCAGCGGCACCCUCAGCUCACCGAUACUCUUACGCUGUAGCUAUUUUCAAUCGUAAUCUGAAUCAAAGGAUGAAUGUUCGCUUUCUGCUAUCAAAAAUUGGACUUACCAACUCUGGUGGUUAUUUAGUUCAAGAUUUAUGGAGCGGUGAACUGAAAGGCCUUCUAAAGCCUAACGAUUUUUAUUCUGUAGACGUGAAUCCCACUGGUAUUGAUUUUUUCAAAGCAACAUUGCCAGAUUUGUAG
This is a messenger RNA of Brugia pahangi, 1248 nucleotides long. The record is from the annotation of a GenBank genome assembly. Lineage: Eukaryota; Metazoa; Nematoda; Chromadorea; Rhabditida; Onchocercidae.